AUGUUGAAUAGAUUAUUGUUUGUGAAUGCGAUACUUUUCGUUUCAUUUAUUGGUGUAUUUUUUGGUAUUGGUUAUCCAGAAAUCCAAAGAAACAAUUUUUCAAGAACAAGCUGUGACAUUAUCGGAAAAUGGAAUAUCCCAAUUUAUUGUUGUUAUAAAAAAUGUGACAGAGACAGAUGUAUAAACGCACCUUCAAAUGUUACAAGUUGUGAUUCUUUAAAGAAUAAAUGGAAUUCUAUUGAUCCUUUAACUUGCGGUAAUCAAUGUCCUUCUCUCGAUGAUACUUCGAUAUGUGGAGACGGGUACGAAUGUUGUGUAGAAACCCCUAGACAGAUAUGUCCAAAAUCAGGAUCAUCAUGUUAUACACGUUAUGAAUGUACAUCAUGGGUUUCAGAUCUUAGGUGUCAGAUCACAUGCCAAUUUUGUUAUAAUAUGAUCAUUGAAGUUAAAUACAAUACACCUCAAGGUCUUAAGAUUUCUAAUAAUACAAAAUUUUUUGAUAGUGAUCAAGAUGAUGAUAUUAUAAAUAAUUAUAUGAAUAAGUUUUUACUUACGACAUCAGUUGAAUGUUUUUAUGAUCCGAAUAAUAUUUAA
This is a messenger RNA of Scutellospora calospora, 594 nucleotides long. Lineage: Eukaryota; Fungi; Glomeromycota; Glomeromycetes; Diversisporales; Gigasporaceae. The record is from the annotation of a GenBank genome assembly.